AUCAAAGCAGGCACUAGGCAGCCCUUGUCCGAAAGUAGCGGAGCAGAACGAAGGGUUUAUAAGGAUAAUUUGUAUAAAAUAAACAUUUCAGUAUCUCACGAAAUUGAUAGAAUAAUGAAUUUUAAAAUUAAUGUAGAAAGUAUUUCGCAGGAAAAUGUCUAUUAAAGACCAUAAUCCAACUUUUAUAUCUUGCGAGAAGGGAAUCGGAAGAGUUGGUACUUUGUUUGGGUGACCCAGGGAAAGAGCAGAGGAGGAGUAGGACCGUCGUAUAUACCACUGUGGGACGUCAUGUUAACAUGGAAUUUAUGGUUUAUUUCCUCUUCGAACUGACGCAGUAUCUAGGUCACUUAUGGCGAUACAUCGAAGAAAAUCCCGCUGGUUUUAUAUUGGCAACAUGCAUCCUGAUUGUAUGGUGUGUGUUAAUGAUGUGUCGACUACGCACAGCAUCUCCAAAAGAGUUAACAGAUGAAAUAAAACGAGAAUUAAAGAAUAAAGUUGAUGAUGUCAAGGACUUCGUUGGCGUGGGGACCCGACCGAGGUUCCGAAAACGAGACAAGAUUUAUUUUUAUGGUAGAAAAAUGCUUCGGAAGGUCAAGGCUAACAUGCCAACUCGCCCACUACCUUCUCGUCUCCUGGCUCGAAGACUUGCGAGGCAAUUCUUAGGAAAAAAUGAGAGGGAAACACCUCAGUUAGAAGUGAUUGAACCAGCUGCUGAGUAUUUGCAGGAAGACUUAAUCCAUUUGGAUCCAGGAGUCCCUGUGGAAUUUGUGUUUAUGCUGAGGAACAUUCGAGUGUUUGGUCAUUUUGAUAUGCCAUUGUUCUUGGAACUUUGCAAGAGUGUACAGACAAUUCAUCUCUACAAAGGGCAACCACUGUUUUCAGUAGGUCAGAAUGAUGAAAAUAUCUUUAUAGUCCAGACGGGCUGCAUAUGUGUGUAUGUCAAUGAACCAGACGGUUGCACCACCCUAGGACUUAAAGAAGUUUUGCCAGGAGAGAGUAUCAUUUCACUUCUCUCGUUUUGCGAUGUUUUAACUGGGCAUCGCCAGCCGUACAAGACUAUUGGGGCUAAAGCAGUGGAGGAUUCAGUUGUGAUGCAAUUUCCUGUCAAGGCUUUCGAAGAAAUAUUUCGCAAGUACCCGGACAUGUUUGUUCGUGUCGUGCAGAUCAUCAUGGCUCGGUUGAUGAGGGUAACGUUCAUGGCAUUGCAUCAGCAUUUGGGACUUUCAACUGAGCUCAUAAAUAAGGUUCCAAGAAGGGACAGCUCCGGCAACAUUGCUCCAGCACUAGCUUCCCCUAGCAAAGUCAAGCGAGACAGUGGAUCUACUCCUGACGGGGAAGAAGACGAGGUAGAUCGUGAAAGAGGACAGGGCCCUGAAACGCCUGUCCGACAGAGUAGUCAGAAGAAGAUAGUUUUGAUGGAUCCAAAGGACCAAAGAGAUGACAGUUAUUUCCUUAAGGUUGCCACUGAGAAAAUUCAAGCUUUGUUGCACUUAAACUCUGAUAAGAUCCUGCAGGGUGCAGUACAGGUACGAGACGUCCCUGCAGGGUCAAUCUUAAUGAGGCAGGAUUCCAUGAAGGAAGCUGCUCUGCUUUAUAUUCUCACAGGAUCCCUGACAGUUUCACAGCGUCUUCCUGAUCACACUGAAGAUAUUCUACUCUUCACAGCUCAUCCGGGAGAUUUGGUUGGUGGCCUUGCUGUGCUUUCGGGUGACCCUUCAUUUUUCAGUGUGAAAGCAAAGCACCCUGCAAAGAUUGCUACAAUCACGAAAGAAACUUUCUUUGCGAUUAUCAAACAGACCCCAGAGGUUGUGUUGCACGUGGCAAAUACUGUCAUUAGACGCAUGUCUCCAUUUGUGAGACAAAUUGAUUUUGCUCUAGACUGGGAACACUUAGAUGCUGGACGUGCACUUUACAAGCAAGGCCAAAAAACUGAUGCAACAUACAUUGUCUUAAGUGGCCGUUUAAGGUCUGUCAUCACUCACAAGAAUGGUAGAAAGGAAGUCGUAGCUGAGUAUGGUAAAGGAGAUCUUGUUGGUAUAGUUGAACUGUUGACACAGACGGAUCGGAGUACAACAGUCAUGGCAGUUCGAGACUCGGAGCUUGCCAAAUUACCCGAGGGACUUUUUAAUAUCAUCAAGCUAAAGCAUCCAAUCGUUAUGACAAGGCUGAUCAAGUUGUUAGGGCAGAGAUUGUUAGGAUCUUGGAAGUCAACAUCCCGCGAACCUCUCAGCGUGAAUAUUGAACAGCGUCCGUCGCAGAGCAAUUAUUCAACUGUAGCUAUUGUGCCUGUAUCUGAAGAUGUACCUCUUUCCCAGUUCACUUUAGAAUUGUAUCAUUCACUUUUAUCGAUAGAUGGACGUUGCGGCUCAAACGAAUUGAAGUCUAAAGCUCAGCAGUGCCAGGUAUUCCCGAAAGUGGGCGGGAUCUGUAUCACCUACACAAACGAUGGCAGCGCUGCUACCGCCGCCAGGAAUUUGAAUUUUCGACUGCCGGGUCCAGCUGUGAGGUUAACGUCAGAAUAUGUAGUUCGCUCGUUAGGAACCAGUAUAUGGGAGUCUGCCAAUGAAUACCAACUUAUAUCGUGGCUUGGCCACAUUGAAGAUCAACACAGAGUUACACUGUAUCAGUGUGAUUCGUCACUCACGGUCUGGACACAGCGUUGUAUUCGCCAGGCUGAUGUAAUACUUAUCGUGGGAUUGGCUGAUACUGAUCCACAGAUGGGCAAGAUCGAGAAACAUGCUCAGAAAAUGGCUGUGAGAACUCAAAAGGUGCUAGUUCUUCUUCAUCGUGAAGAUGGACCCCCACCCUCUGGCACUGUGAGAUGGCUCAAUAUGCGUUCGUGGUGUCAGUCUCAUUAUCACAUCCAGGCUCCAAAACGCAUGUAUCAAAAGAGGCCACCUGCAAAAAUUAUUGAAUACUACACAGAAAAAGUAUUUUCGUCAAAGCCCAAUGUUCACAGUGAUUUCUGCCGUCUUGCUCGAGUGUUGACGGGCACCAGUAUAGGUUUGGUUCUUGGUGGCGGUGGUGCGAGAGGAGCUGCACACAUAGGCAUGAUCAAAGCCAUCAAGGAAGUUGGGAUUCCUAUUGACAUGGUUGCUGGAGUUAGUAUAGGCGCCUUGUAUGGCGCUUUGUAUUGCCUUGAGAGAGACUUCACCAGAGUAACGCAGAAAGCGAGAGAAUGGAGUAUGAAAAUGACAAGUAAAUGGCGCAUGGCUUUAGACCUCACAUACCCAGAAGUUUCCAUGUUCUCUGCCGUUGGCUUUAACAAACUCAUCCACGAAGCGCUGGGUGACACUAACAUAGAAGAUUUGUGGCUUCCAUAUUUCACCCUUACCACGGACAUCACCGAUUCAGUGGCCAGAAUUCAUACUCAUGGCGCUGUUUGGCGCUAUGUUCGAGCUUCAAUGUCGAUAGCUAUGCUGCUCCCUCCGUUGCCAGACCCCGUUGACGGCCACUUAUUAGUUGAUGGCUGCUACAUCAAUAACGUCCCAGGAGAUGUGAUGCGCAACAAGUGGAGCAUGGGAAGCAUCCUAGCCAUUGACGUUGGAUGCCAGUAUGAGACGGAUUUUACUAACUAUGGGGACUGCCUCUCUGGUUGGAGUGUUUUAUUCCGCAGAUUCUUCCCUUUCAAGUACUUUUUCAGAACGGAAUUGAAGGUUCCAAACUUGUAUGAUAUUCAGUCUCGGCUGUCUUACGUGUCCUGUACCCGACAGCUAGAGGAGUUGAAGGCUAGUGAAAUCUGUGAAUAUAUCCGUCCUCCUAUAGAUAAAUAUCAUACUCUGCAGUUUGGUGCUUUUGAUGAAAUUAAGGAAGUUGGUUACCAGCACGGCAAAACUUACUUCAGUGGUAUGAUAAAGGGUGGGCGCACUGUCGAGAGUAUCUAUCAGUUAAGUGCCUCGUGUACAGGGGAUCGAUGGCAGGGGCAAAAAGUAUGCUUAGAUUCAUCACCAGCAAACUUCACCGACUUGGCCCAGAUUGUUUGUACUGUGAAAAAGCCAACUGCUAAUACAGUCUUGGAAGAUUCGUCUACAGAGUAUGAAGAUGAUGGUGGUGGCUAUGCCUCUGAGCCCAACACAAACACAGAAUUCUUCAAUCAGGUAUCCGAAGAACUCAGCGAAGUCCGUAGAAAGCAUUCUGGCUACUUGUCAGAUAACGACAUCAUAGAACUUUCCUACGACCACGAACCUGAAAAUGAGGCUGACGAAGGGGACAACGAAGAAGAGGAAGAUGAGAAACCGUGAAGCUUUUAACCAUCUUGGAAGUGAUUACAUCUUAAGAGAGUUGUUUAUGCAUAGGUUUCUUAUGCAUGAGCAUAAGUUUCUAGAAGUUGAUGCUUUAUUUUUACCAGUGAUGUACAGCAGUAUUCUUCUUUGCUGCACUUUUUUUUCUGUUAAAUAUACCACUUUAGUCAUAAGUCAUAUUAUUUUUUUUUUAAAGUUGUAUAGUGUUUAUUGAUUUUAUGAAAAUUUAGGUAAUUUUAUGAUAAUUGAGAAUGUGCCAAAGCAUACCGUUACAAAUUUUGUUGUUGUUUCAAAAGCCGGUAUUAAUUAUUAUGAAAUACUUAAUAGUAGGGAAAGGUUUUUCGUUUAUAAGAAUCUGGAUUAUAGUCUAAAACCAGUAAAAGAUGAAAGCCUUGGGGAAUUUUAAUGUGUGCAUUCAAGGAUAUUUUAUUUUAUGAAGGAUAUUUUUUUAGUUUAUUCAUGUAGUAAUAAUUUUGCAACACUGCAAAAGGCAUGCAUCACAGGUUACACUCGCACCAAAUCACACAUACAGUAUAGUUUGAAAGUUAGACAUUUUACUUAAGUGCAAGAUGAUCUGGCUGAUAAAUGUUUGCAUACUCAGGUAGUAUAUGUUUGCCAGACCUUCUUGCACAUUCAUAUUCUCAUGUGCAACUGUCAGCAUGGUGACAUUUCAUCAACCUUUAUAGAUCUUUGUAUAAAAAGGCAGGUUCUCAGUAAUAUAAGGAGGUUAAUACAAUAUAAUUUUGUUUUGAUGCAAGAUAUAAGAGGUGAUAAUUUCUGACACUUUUCAUUCAGCACUACAAGAGCAAUAAAGUUGAAACUGUUGUACUGUCUUUAUUGUGAAGAGGAGUCUUCUGUUUUUUUUUUUUUUUUUUUCUCCCCACAACAUAAAUUCUUUCACUCCAGCAUCUUCACAAGCAGCAGCAAUAACACCAAGUUUGUUGUUUGUUCCUUAAAGCAUUUGUGGUUUGUGCUGUAGGGUAGGUUCUUCUGCUCUUAAAACACUAAUCAUAAUGCACAUACGUGUAGUGUGACGGCAAAAUUUUGUUGGAAUCUCAGGGUACAGAAUGAAAGAAUUCAAUUUCAACUGAGACUUGAUUUUUUUGAGGUCUGAUUGAGAAAUACUUAAAUUUAUACCAAUUAAAAAGAUACUUGAAAAGGAAUGCAGCAGCUUUUUUGUUCAUAAUUAGCUGCAUUUUCUUAUGUCUUUGUUGUAUUACACUUCAAGAUAAUUGCUGCAGUAUUUCACUGCUACAAAGUACUUUUGCUUCCUUCCCACCUUGUUCCUGUGUGCGAGUUUUGUUUUGCUAGUUUCAUUAAUCUACUGACACAUUUUCUCCCUUUUACAUCAUGAAGAUGGUAUUUUUCUAUAUAAAUAACUAAGAGAAGCAUCUCAGUCAUAUUAACCUCUCAUAACAUUUUGUGAUUAUUGUUGACUUUGAAACAAACUACUGUUAUUGUUGUUAGUGUUUGUUAAAACUCUUUUUGAACAAUCUGUGUUACAGGCUCAUUGUUGAUUAGUGUUUUUGUGCAACCUUUUCCUCAUAUCUGGGUGUGGGUGUGUGUGAGUGCGUGAAUAUGUAGAUGCUGUAAACACAGAAAAACUUGAGAGAGCACUAGCGAAUGAAACAAUCUGUGUAGUAGUCCUAUUUAGAAGUUAAUUCACCAACAUGAUUCAGGAGAGAUCUUAUCAAAGUAAUUAGAUAAUAUAGUUCCUAGUACAUUAAAUGGAAAAUAAUAUAAGUACAGAUAUUUAUUGGUAUGUGAAUAUGGCCAGGUAAGAGGAAGAAGAGGAGAUCGCCAUUAUAGUUAAAGUCGUACCAGAGAAACAAUUAGCAUUCUCCUGGGGAGAGAAUUAUAAGAAUGAUUAUGGGAAAAUGGUGAAGUUUGCUGAUGAUAAAGCUCACUGCUUAACUUAUAAAAUUGCUUUAUACAACCAUUAAGUUAUGCAUAGAGCAGUCAAUUAUUAUUAUUAUUUUUUGUGCUCUUGAUCUUUUUUUUUCCACAGAUUACUAUAGUGCACAAUUUUUUUUUUUUUUACCAUUUUCAAAAACUGUGUAUCAUUAGUCCUAAGGGAUGGUUAAGUGUAUAACUGUAUGACCAAAUUUGUCAGUGUUAGUCAAGAAAGUAGAGACAAUUUUCUUGUUAUGUUACACUGACCCUAAAAUGCAGUACAAGCUGAAGGAAGUUGAAGACUGAUUAAUAAAUAAAUAUGAAGAGGGAAAAUGGUCUUCUGUAAGUGUAAAUUCCACUUUUAUAAAGCAUAUCAUGACAGUGUUUAGCUUGAGGGAUGUUUAAUACAUAGCUAACAUUUGCUUUUGAGGCAUUUACACUGUUAAUAGCUUUUUCUGGUACUUUAUUUCAACAUGUAUGAGUAAUUGCUAUUCCAGUUCAUAGCUGAUAGAUAUUUAGAAGGUUGGUUCAAUUCUGAAAUUUUAGAGUGAGGACUAUUUUCAAUAGAUCAUCAUUAGUGUCAAAAGAUUUGCUAAAUGGCAGCUCAUCAGCUUAAAGUAGGUAUGUACCACUGUAUUAUGGAGUUCAGUUUGCCAUCUUAGUUUUGUAACCAAGUGAUAUAUAUAUAGUAUCUAGAAGUUUUAUAGAAUGCAAAGAUAGUGAAGUGUAUAUUUCCCUAUAGCAUUAAGAGGGUGUACAUUAUUUGGUUGUUUUCAGAUACUGUAUUGCAGUUUAGCCAUGUUAUAUUGCGUAGUAUACUGCAAAAAUUUGACUGGACUUUUCUUCCACUUUUAGCCCACUAUUGUAUUGGAGAAUUGCCAACUCUGAUUUUCUUUUUUGAUACGCUGUGAUCUGACCAUCAAGGAAAAGUAAAACAUGGGAAUUUGGGAAGCUGUAAAUAGAUAAUAAGAUGGGACUAGAAGACUGUCGUUCAUACUAAAUUUAGGGUUAAGAAUUAUGAUUCAAAUAUAUUUUUGUCAAAAAAAUGUAUUUAAGUAUGUAUUCUUGAUUUGAAUAAUAAUAUUUUGUUGUAAGUUAUACCUCAAGGAGCCAUUAAAAUACCUCCUGUACACAAUGCAAUUUUUCUACUUUUGGCAUUUAAGAUGCACAAGAAUGUCAUAUUUGAUUGGUUUUACGAUUUUUAGUUGUAUCUUGAUAUACCGUAGGACGAGAAGGAUUGUAUGUAGAUUACACUGUACGUAGCAAAGUGCAGAAGAUACCAUAGGGAACAGUAGUAGUUAUUUGUACAGUAAUAUGUAAUUUGUUAUAACCCUUGUUGUUUAACAAAUUCCCUGCAGGAUGUACAAAAGAAAAUAUAUAUUAUUUAGUAUACAGAAUAGUAUUGUAAUUAUUCUUGCACAAGAGUGGGUCUUUGUACAGGGUAUAGAAUUCAAAAAAUGAAAAAAAAAAAAAAACUUUGUUCUUUUGGGCAGAAUUUGUAAGAUAUUUUCCAUACUUGGUUGCUAAUAAAGUGAAUAGUGGAUUGAAA
Molecule: messenger RNA, 7683 nt
Organism: Macrobrachium nipponense
Lineage: Eukaryota; Metazoa; Arthropoda; Malacostraca; Decapoda; Palaemonidae
Gene: sws
Product: neuropathy target esterase sws-like
Exons: 23
Coding region: 297-4241 (1314 amino acids)
Biological process (GO): phosphatidylcholine metabolic process
Cellular component (GO): endoplasmic reticulum
Molecular function (GO): phosphatidylcholine lysophospholipase A1 activity
Source: RefSeq, a predicted model, not a curated record